GAGCCACGUGGGACAGCCAAUGUUUCCCUCUGGUCCCGAUUGCUGCUGUGCCAGCCCCAUGUUUUUGGCAUGUAGGCAUAGACUCUGAGGCGGGAGCGAUGGAGUCGCUGAGUGGCAGGUGCUGACAGCUUCUGCAGCCCCAGUAACUGCUCCCUUUGGGGUCACUUGCAAUUCUGUACCUCUAAAUGCCACAGCUCUCUGGGGGAAGGUUGCGCUGGAUACCGGGACUGCCUCGGAAGACCGUGACGCCAUGGGCAACGCGGAGAGCCAGAGCGUGGAGCAGGCCCUGUACGGGGACAAGCAGCCGGCGCUGGGCCGCAAGCACACGUCGCGCUCGCUGCGCCUCUCGGGCAAGGCCUCGCGCCGGGCGCGCCACGCCUCGUCGGGCAAGGCGGCGCACCACCGCGGCUCCGAGGUGAGCACGCGCUCCAGCAGCACGCCCAGCAUCCCGCAGUCGCUGGCCGAGAACGGCCUGGAGCCCUUCGCCGCCGCCGAGGCGCGCCUGGAGGACUUCGGCAGCGCCACGUGGGCCGAGCGUGUGGACAUGGCGCUGCGGCCCGUCUCCUACCACACGGACUCGUCGGUGACGCCCAGCGUGGACAGCAGCACGGCGCUGACGGCCGCCUCCGUGCACAGCGUGCCCGACUCGGAGGAGAGCCGGCUCUACGGCGACGAGCCGCCCUUCCUGGCCGAGGCCGACGCGCGGGCGCUGCGCUACGCCGCCAACGGAGCCGCCUUCGCCGACGCCGCCGCCUUCAAGAAGAAGCGCUCCAAGUCGGCCGACAUCUGGCGCGAGGACAGCCUGGAGUUCUCGCUCUCCGACCUCAGCCAGGAGCACCUGACCAGCAAUGAGGAGAUCCUGGGCCUGGCCGAGGAGAAGGAGGCCGAGACGGCGCGCGGCCCCGAGGCGGGCGGCAGCCCCCAGCCCCUGGUGGCCUGCCAGCGGGCCAACUCCAUGAGUGACCUGUACUCCCCCAAAACGCCCGGGGCCACCAUCAAUGGGGGGCCCCGAAACGCCUUCGGAGGUUACUGCCGGAGCCUGGUGUCCGACAUCCCCGAGCUGGGCGGCCAUAAGAUGGCCUCGGUGGGCGCCGAGGACGCGCCCUCCUCCUACAGCAACUACAACACGCUGCCCUGCAGGAAGUCCCACUGCCUCUCCGAAGGGGCCUCCAACCCUCAGAUGAGCCAUAGCAGCAGCAUGCAAGGCAGAAGGGCGAAAACCACCCAGGCUGCACGCUGUUCUUCUACGAGACGGACGGCAGGUCUGGCAUUGACCACAACAGCAUCCCCAAGCACGCGGUCUGGGUGGAGAACAGCAUCGUGCAGGCCGUGCCUGAGCACCCCAAAAAGGACUUUGUCUUCUGCCUCAGCAACUCCCUUGGCGACGCUUUCCUCUUCCAGACGUGCAGCCAGACGGAGCUGGAGAACUGGAUCACGGCCAUCCACUCGGCCUGCGCCACCGCCGUGGCGCGGCAGCACCACAAGGAGGACACCCUCAAGCUGCUCAAGACCGAGAUCAAGAAGCUCGAGCAGAAGAUCGACAUGGACGAGAAGAUGAAGAAGAUGGGGGAAAUGCAGCUGUCCUCCGUCACAGACUCCAAGAAGAAGAAGACCAUCCUGGAUCAGAUCUUCGUGUGGGAGCAGAACCUGGAGCAGUUCCAGAUGGACCUGUUCCGGUACCGCUGUUACCUGGCCAGCCUGCAGGGCGGGGAGCUGCCCAACCCCAAGCGCCUGCUGGCCUUUGCCAGCCGCCCCACCAAGGUGGCCAUGGGCCGCCUGGGCAUCUUCUCCGUGUCCUCCUUCCACGCUCUGGUGGCGGCUCGCACGGGGGAGUCGGGAGUGAGGAGAAGGACACAGGCCAUGUCCAGGUCUGCCAGCAAGAGGAGGAGCAGGUUUUCUUCUCUCUGGGGGCUGGACACUACCUCCAAGAAGAAGCAGGGGAGGCCCAGCAUUAACCAGGUGUUUGGAGAAGGAGUGGAUUCAGUGAAGAAAUCUCUUGAAGGGAUCUUUGAUGACACAGUCCCAGAUGGCAAGAGGGACAAAGACGUGGCCCUGAGCAGCGUCCACCAGCACAACCCCGACUGUGAUAUCUGGGUGCACGAGUACUUCACGCCCUCGUGGUUCUGCCUGCCCAACAACCAGCCUGUGCUGACUGUCAUCCGGCCUGGGGACACCUCCAGGGACGUGCUGGAGAUGAUCUGCAAGACUCACCAGCUGGACUGCUCUGCUCACUACCUGCGCCUCAAGUUCCUGCUGGACAACCAGAUCCAGUUCUACGUGCCAAAGCCAGAGGAGGAGAUCUAUGAGCUGCUGUACAAGGAAAUAGAAAUCUGUCAGAAAAUUACCCAGCACAUUCAGAUGGAGAAGUCUGAUGCAUCCUCUGAUAUUUAUGGUUUCUCUCUGUCCUCGGUGGAAGAGGAGGGGAUUCGCCGCCUCUACGUGAACGGCGUCAAGGACACGGGCCUGGCUUUCAAGAAAGGGCUGAAGGCUGGGGACGAGGUGCUGGAGCUGAACCAGAGGGCUGCAGAGGAGCUGGACUGGCACUCCCUGUGCAGUGACCCCGACAGCUCAGCCGAGGUGGCCCCGGAGGAGGCGGAGGCGCAGGACCUGGAAUCAUCGGACGAGGCGGAGAAGAUGAGCAAGAGCACCGAGCAGGUGGCAGCUUUCUGCCGCAGCCUGCAUGAGAUGAACCCUUGUGAGUGCAGUGCUGCCCCCCAGGACUGCGGCGGGCCCCAGCUGAGCACCAUGAGGCAGCUGACGGACGCAGACAAGCUCAGGAAGGUCAUCUGCGAGCUGCUGGAGACCGAGCGCACCUACGUCAAGGAUUUAAAUUGUCUGAUGGAGAGAUACCUGAAGCCUCUACAGAAAGAAACCUUCCUCACACCAGAUGAGCUGGAUGUUCUCUUUGGGAAUCUGACUGAGAUGGUAGCAUUCCAGGUAGAGUUCUUGAAAACUCUGGAAGAUGGAGUAAGGCUGGUUCCAGACCUGGAAAAGCUUGAAAAAGUUGAGCAAUUUAAGAAAGUGUUGUUCUCCCUGGGUGGAUCCUUCCUGUACUACGCUGACAGGUUCAAGCUGUACAGUGCCUUCUGUGCCAGCCACACUAAAGUCCCCAAAGUCCUGGUGAAAGCCAAGACAGACACUGCUUUCAAGGCGUUCCUGGAUGCCCAGAACCCGCGCCGGCAGCACUCCUCCACCCUGGAGUCUUACCUCAUCAAACCCAUCCAGAGGAUACUCAAAUACCCCCUCCUGCUCAAGGAGCUCUUUGCUCUCACUGACGUGGACAGUGAAGAGCAUUAUCACCUUGAUGUGGCCAUCAAAACCAUGAACAAAGUUGCCAGCCACAUUAAUGAAAUGCAGAAAAUCCAUGAAGAGUAUGGGGCAGUGUUUGACCAACUCAUAGCGGAGCAAACAGGGGAGAAGAAAGAGGUGGCCGACCUUUCCAUGGGGGACUUGCUCUUGCAUAACACAGUGAUAUGGCUGAACCCUCCUGCUUCCCUGGGCAAGUGGAAGAAGGAACCUGAGCUGGCAGCGUUCGUGUUCAAAACUGCUGUGGUCCUUGUGUACAAGGAUGGUUCCAAACAGAAGAAGAAACUGGGAGGAUCCCACAGAGCCUCAAUCUAUGAAGACUGGGAUCCGUUCCGGUUCCGCCACAUGAUCCCUUUGGAAGCACUGCAGGUGCGGGCCCUGGCCAGUGCAGAUGCAGAGACCAAUUCUGUGUGUGAGAUUGUCCACGUCAAAUCUGAGUCUGAGGGCAGGCCAGAAAGGACGUUUCACCUCUGCUGUAGCUCUCCAGAGCACAGGAAGGACUUCCUGAAGGCGGUGCACUCCAUCCUGCGGGACAAACACAGAAGACAGCUCCUUAAAACCGAAAGUUUGCCCUCCUCCCAGCAAUAUGUUCCCUUUGGUGGAAAAAGAUUGUGUGCUCUAAAAGGUGCAAGGCCAGCCAUGAACAGGGCAGUGUCAGCCCCCAGCAAGUCUCUGGGGAGGAGGAGGCGGCGGCUGGCCCGAAACAGGUUUACCAUUGACUCGGAGGCCCUCCACGGCAGCAGCCCCGAGAAAGAGCCCGCGCAGGGAGGGGACACUGACCGCUGGGUCGAGGAGCAGUUCGACCUGGCGCAGUACGAGGAGCAGGAGGACAUCAAGGAGACCGACAUCCUGAGCGACGACGACGACUUCUGCGAGGCAGCUCUACCGGCCCCAAGCCAUGCGGCCACGCUCCAAACCAGGAAUGAAACGAGCUUGAGGUCCUGUCUUGUGAUAACCAAGGGCUUUCACACUACUUUAUUUAUUCUCAAACAAUCAGGGGCUGAAAUUGAGUACGGGGAGAAGGUAAUCACUGGAAAACAAAUGACUCUGGGUGUCUUAACCUCUGUGCAGCCAAUGGGCUCCGGCAGGAGCGUGAGGACAGAGGGGUUGGUGAAAGCCGUCGGUCGUAGGCUCAUCUCCUUCACGAGGAAACUGCCUUUUUAACCUGUACAGUCACAGUACUCUGACUCCCUUUCCCUCUCUAAAUGUAAGAGAAUAUUCAUGUAUUUUAGGAACGUGUGAGGAAAGGUUUGGGAUUUAUGUCGUGUUCAGUCCUUUUGGUCUGUGGCUGGUCUAAUUUAAUGUCAAUGUUGGAAGCUCUAGUUUUACAUACUCUUGUAAAGAUGCCAAACUCUCUUGGAAGAGAUCCAAAUUUAACACUUGAAGAGAUAUUUUUUUGUAUUUUACCUGAGAUGCAGGGGCACAGAGGGGUAAGAGAUUUAGGGUAGCUCCAUGUCUAGGAUACGAGGCUAGCUUUUUGCAGAGGGUUAGGAACGGUGGUUUUAUAUUAAAAUAUGAACUGGAAAACUCUUAUUUAGGUACAACUUUCUUCAGGAAAAGGUUUAUUGUAUAUGUUUGAGACUGGAGUUUAGUUAGCUAAUAAAAAGAAUAAUAAAUAAAAUGACAUGACUGAAUUGCAGUGGAGCAAAGGGAUCUGUGGUGUGCCCUUGCUGGAGGCACAGAUCCCUUUGCCCCACUCUCUCUGGCAGAGUUUGGGCUUGGGGGACAAGGAAUUCAUGGCCAAAAAACUGACCUCGCCCACUCUCCUACCGUGGGUGAAACUAGUGUAUUUUAAUUCCUUUAUAAAAGCUUUUCCACUGCAAUAUAGGAUCAGUAAAGUUCUACACAGGUAAACUUCUUUAACAUUUUAAAUCUUUUAUUUAAACAUCUAAAACAGGGUAAAAUGUGACUAAAAUGUCGUGGUUUUUAAGUAGACUUCCAAAUGCGAAACACAAAAUAGCACUUUUUUUGUUUUUAGGAUUUAUAUAGCUUUCCCCAUUGCAGUCUCACCUAUAGGAAAAAGAAAAAAAAGAGGAAGAUUAUAUGAAAUUUUGUUUCGUUUUGUCGGUAUCUAUUGGUGUUUGACACAUCACUAGGUACUUUGAGAACCUGAAAUUUUAUAAUAGCCUUAGGAUUAUAUUUUAUAAAAUCCACUCUGACUAUAUUUUAAAACAUAACAAGAAUUAUCCCCUUCCCCCCAAAACAUCCAUCACUGUCUGUGUGUCCCAGCUGGCAUCCUCCCCUCCCUCCCCUGGUUUCUGGUGCACUAUACUUGACUUAUGGAAGCUUUCUCUAGUAACUUUUUGCUAUCUCCUGGUUUCUUUUGGUAAGAGCUUUAGAAGAGUUUCUACCCCCUUUGUAUGACCACCUGGUUGUUUUUGUACCAUCACCUGUCGGUGUCCCACGUGCUGGAGGGUUUGGCUGUCCUGGGCUGCUCCCAGAGGAUGCAGUCAGCACUCAAAUACUGGAAGGCUGGUACUGGCAAGGUACCGUGGCUCUUGUACAUAAUGUCAUGACAUGUCUAUGUCAAAGGUUCUUAUAUAUUUCUUUUAUAAGCUGAAAGAAGGUCUAUUUUUAUGUUUUUAGUUCUAUGAAUGGAACGUUGUAAAUGCCUGUCGGAAAUAAAAUACUGGAGGAAAAAAGAACCAAAAAUA
Messenger RNA from Zonotrichia albicollis (white-throated sparrow), 5960 nucleotides. Lineage: Eukaryota; Metazoa; Chordata; Aves; Passeriformes; Passerellidae. The record is from RefSeq and is a predicted model, not a curated record.